Molecule: messenger RNA, 1323 nt
Organism: Knipowitschia caucasica
Lineage: Eukaryota; Metazoa; Chordata; Actinopteri; Gobiiformes; Gobiidae
Source: the annotation of a GenBank genome assembly
AUGCAUGCAGCAGAACAUAACAUCCCCAUGCAUGGUAGAAACACAUUGACCUACACCUGUGGACUGUCCUGCCCCCCUCCAUCUACACCUGCGGACUGUCUCACCCCCUUCCAUCUACACCUGCGGACUGUCCCACCCCCUUCCAUCUACACCUGCGGACUGUCCUGCCCCCCAUCCAUCUACACCUGCGGACUGUCCCACCCCCUUCCAUCUACACCCUGCGGACUGUCCCACCCCCCUUCCAUCUACACCUGCGGACUGUCCCACCCAAACCCCCUUCUUCAUCUACACCUGCGGAACUGUCCCACCCCCUUCCUCGACACCUGCGGGACUGUCCUGCCCCCCUCCAUCACAACCUGCGGACUGUCCCUGCCCCCCCUCCAUCUACACCUGCGGACUGUCCCCCCCCCACUUUCCAUCUACACCUGCGGACUGUCCCACCCCCUUCCAUCUACACCUGCGGACUGUCCCACCCCCUUCCAUCUACACCUGCGGACUGUCCCAACCCCCUUUCCAUCUACACCUGCGGACUGUCCUGCCCCCAUGCCAACUACACCUGCGGCCUGUCCCCAUCCCCCUUCCAUCUACACUGCUGGGACUGUCCUGCCCCCCUCCAUUCUACACCUGCGGACAUGGUCCCCACCCCCCCCUUCCAUCUACACCUGCGGACUGUCCCACCACCCGUCCAUCUACACAACUGCGGACUGUCCCACCCCCCCUUCCAUCAUACACCUGACGGACUGCCCUGCCCCCCUCCAUCUCACACCUCGGGACUGUCCCACCCCCUUCCAUCUACACCUGCGGAUCUGCCCUAGCCACCCCACCAUCUACACCUGCAGGACUGUCCCACCCCCCUUCCAUCUACCACCUGCGGACUGUCCCCACCCCCUUCCAAUCUACACCGGCGGCUGUCCCACCCCCUUCCAUCUACACCUGCGGACAGUCCCAACCCCUUCCAUCUACACACUGCGGACUGUCCCACCCCCUUCCAUCUACACCUUGCGGACUGUACCCACCCCCUUCCAUCUUCACUGCCCCUCCGGGACUGUUCCCGCCCCCCCUUCCCAUCUACACCUGCGGACUGUUUCCCACCCCCCAUCCCAUCUACACCUGCGGGACAAUGCCCUUGCCCCCCCCUACCAUCGACCACCUGCGGACUGGUCCCACCCCCCUUCCAUCUACAGCCUGCGGACUGUCCCUACCCCCUUCCAUCUACAACCUGCUGCGGACUGUCCCCACCCCCUUCCAUCGACACCUGCGACUGUCCCCCCCCUUCCAUCUACACCUGCGGACUGUGUCCCACCCCCUUCCAUCUACACCUGA